Actinia tenebrosa (Australian red waratah sea anemone) is the source of this 998-nucleotide messenger RNA. RefSeq lists its product as uncharacterized. NCBI's taxonomy places the organism in Eukaryota, Metazoa, Cnidaria, Anthozoa, Actiniaria, Actiniidae. The record is from RefSeq and is a predicted model, not a curated record.
CAGCAAAUUUUAAGCAUUUGAAACAAAAUGGUAUUCUUAUACAAGAUGUGUAGGUUUACCAUAUAUUAUACAGCAUUUUUCACUACAAUGUGUAUUUCAGAUGUGGAACUCGACCAACAACAGGUCAAUAAAGUCUGCUGUUUUUGGUUUGAGCAAACAGGGCAUGGCAGAUCCUCAAUUCAUCAACGUGAACACGUUGACUGGAAAAGUACACCACAAUUUUAAUAUUAGCAAGGCGUAUGCUUGGAGGGUGGACUUUGUUGGAAAUCUAGUAGCUGGGCGUGCCUGGUUUAUCAUUAAGAACUUGCAACUCAAUGAUACAAAUGAAUAUCUUGCGAGAAUAACUAUUGAUGUUGAUACGGUUAGGUCAUAUACUGUCAAACUAAACGUAAGACAAACAAAUAAUUCCCAACGCCAAAAAGCAUCAACAGUGCCAUUUAUAACCACCAAGGGAUGGAGGCCGCUUAAUGAAACAGAAAGACAUUUUGGAACAACAUAUACUCCUCCAGUUCAAAACAUGGCAGUCGACAUAAAAUAUAUAUUGGUUUCCUUGUCAAUCACAUUAAUCAUAGUUUUUAUUUUCACUGGUGGUUGUUAUUGUAAAAAGAGAAACAAGUCAAAGCAAGAAAAACAACACGCGAAAAGCAUAAAUAAAGAUCCUACUUCGAAAUUGCUAAGAGCUGAAAAUAACAAUAUCAGGGAUGAUAAAAAUAACGAUAAUAACGAUAACAACAAUGAAGAAAUACUGCUCGUAAAGAAAAAGGAGCCUGAUCUUGCGCAUAUAAAGGCGUGCUAAUGACAUUGGACAAUCUCGUACCCAGAGCCUGCACUUCUUCUGACCAGCGACGAAGAACGAGGGCUCUGGCAUAAUCCAUUUUCUGAGACCAGGAAAUAUUGGACUCCCGGUAUAACAGCGCAUACGUUUAAAGACUUGCAAAAAAAAUCCCUAUUGGUAAUUUUUAUUUUGAUCGGAAAUAAACACAGAACUUUGUCUGAAA